Molecule: messenger RNA, 3713 nt
Organism: Clarias gariepinus (North African catfish)
Lineage: Eukaryota; Metazoa; Chordata; Actinopteri; Siluriformes; Clariidae
Gene: luc7l3
Product: LUC7-like 3 pre-mRNA splicing factor
Exons: 10
Coding region: 129-1526 (465 amino acids)
Biological process (GO): mRNA splice site recognition
Cellular component (GO): U1 snRNP; U2-type prespliceosome
Molecular function (GO): mRNA binding
Source: RefSeq, a predicted model, not a curated record
GAGGCGUCGCUGCCAUUUUGUAAGAUCGACUGAAUCCCGUAAACGUCUUGUGAAAACGUCUGUAUGUAAGCGGAUAAUAGCGGGACGUUUUAGCUGGUUACUUUUCUUUUCAAUAAAUUGGAAGCAAAAUGCUCUCCGCAGCCCAGUUACUCGACGAGUUAAUGGGCCGAGACAGAAACUUGGCCCCUGAUGAAAAGCGCUGUAAUGUACGCUGGGACCACGAGACUGUCUGUAAGUAUUAUCUGUGUGGGUUUUGCCCAGCCGAACUGUUCACCAACACGCGCUCUGAUUUGGGUCCUUGUGAAAAGAUUCAUGAUGAAAACUUGCGAAAAAUGUAUGAGAAGAGCUCCCGGUUCAUGAAAGAAGGCUAUGAGAGAGACUUCCUGAGGUACCUGCAGAGCUUGUUGGCUGAGGUAGAGCGCCGUAUCCGGAGAGGUCAUGCCAGACUGGCAUUAUCACAGGCCCAGCAGAACUCUGGAGGCCCUACCCUGUCUGGGAAGAAUGAGGAGAAAGCGCAGGUGCUCACAGAGAAGAUCGAGGCACUGGUUGUCCAGAUUGAAGAGCUUGGCUCAGAAGGCCGUGUAGAGGAAGCUCAGGGCAUGAUGAAGCUGGUGGAACAGCUGAAGGAGGAGAGGGAGCAGCUCAGCUCUACACCAUCUACAAUUGAGAGCUUUGCUGCUCAGGAGAAGCAGAUGGAAGUGUGUGAGGUGUGUGGUGCUUUCCUCAUUGUUGGAGAUGCUCAGUCCAGAGUAGAUGACCAUCUAAUGGGCAAACAGCAUAUGGGAUAUGCUAAAAUCAAAUCCACAGUGGAGGAACUCAAGGUGAGUCAACAGGAAAAACUGCGCCGGCGCUCUGAGGACCCAGAAAGAGAUGACCGUGCAAAGAGGGAUAGAGAGAGGGAAGACAGAGAGCGUGAAAGGGAGGAACGUGAGAAGAGACGCAAGGAGGAAGAGGAGUUGCGGGAGAAAGAGAGGGAGAAAGAGCGCGAGAGAGAGCGUGAGAGGGAACGCGAGCGGGAACGAGAGCGCGAGCGGGAACGAGAGCGCGAGCGUGAAAGGCGUAGCAAACGUAGCCACUCACGCAGCCGCCACUCGAGUCGGGCCUCUGAUCGCCGCAGGAGCCGAUCACGGGACAGAAGGAGGAGCAGAAGCAAGGACAGGGAGAGGGACAGGAAGCGCAGCAGGAGUCGCGACCGUGAGAGGAGGCGCAGCAGGGAGCGCUCAGACAGGAAGAGACGUUCACGCAGCAGGGAACGAAAACGGUCCCGCAGCCCUGAGCGCAAAAGCCACCGACAUCGCAGCCGCAGUCGAGACCGGGACAGAGACAAAGAGAGAGAGAAGGAUAAAACUGCCAGAGACAAAGAGCACAAGGACACAGAGGAGAAAAAAGGCAGUGGAAAGGGCUCAAGUGAUGAACGGCCCAGCGAGUCCUCAAAGUCCGAGCCCAUGGAGGUAGAGCCUCCUAAAACAGAACUGAACGGCACCACUGAAGACCUCCAUUCUGAAGGUGACACUCAGUCCAAUUAAAACUGAUCUGAUAGGACCUCAGAUCAGCUCCAGGUAAGUGCACUUUCCCCGACCAGCUUAGCUCUUCCCCCCCCCUUCCUUCCCCCCCUUUUUCUUUCAGUUAUGUCUGUGAUUUUUCUUCCUGUUUUUUAAUAGUGCAUCGUAAGUAUGCACUGAAGAUGGAACUAGAGGCUGAAACAGAAGAAGGUAGAAUGAAUCAUACCCAGAGGGAAAAGCCAGUGUAGUCCUGAAAAACAUGCCUGGAGGUACCUUGUUUUGUAUCGGUCAUACAUAUAAGUUCUCUUCCAAAUUUUACGUUUUUUUUUCUCCUCUACCUAUACUACCUCACCUGUUAACUUGCACACAGUAAGAGUAUACUGUGGUAUUUCAUUAAUUCGUUCACUGAACAUGCAUACAAAAAUGUGCCUAUGAAUUCAAGAUAGAUAAGCACGCAGAAGUCUUAGCUCUAUCUCUAAUGUUUUUGAGGUUUUCACAGAAGGAGCUUUUUUUUUUGUUUGUUUUUUUAAUCCAUUAAACCUGCCGUCAGUGUUGAUUCUGUUCUUCAUGGAUGUGUGCUUCCUUGCCUUGCACUUUAAUGCAGUCUGUUCUUAAAGUCGAGAGCCGAUAGCAUUGGGAUGAUGGAAGUGUAGGGUUAAUGAAUUAUUGCAGCUGACUUCCAUACCUCACACAGCGUUGGUGUUGUGAGCGACCCCAUGAAAAGCCAAAUUAAAAAUCAAGGAUACUGUCAAACUGUGCAGGUACUCACCCAAGGUACUCCUUUCUCUACCCACAUCCAUUUGAAUGCUGUUACGUGUGACCGUGUUUCAGAGCUUGAUGUUCUUGGUUUCUUUUUAUAAAUAUAUUUUUCAUUAAUAAAUAUGGUUAAGACUUUGUAAAAUUAUUUUAAAAAUGCUAAUCACACGUGAAUGGAGGAGUAAAAUGUUGGGAUUUACAGAUGAACCCGGUUGAUAUCCCAGAGUCGACGUUGUUAGAGCGUAAUCACCCUCACCUGUUUUUCAGAUUACUGAUUUUAUAAUUUUAUUUUUUUUUUUUACUUUGGUUUUCAGUUUUAAUGUUAAAUCUGUAGUAGUUCCAUGAUGGGUUUUAAAACAGCCGAAAUUGAUCAAAGUGACUGGGUCAGCAGGUUUUUCUCUUUUUCUCUUUUUUCCCCCACCCCUAUCUCUUUUCUGUUUGGCAAUUACCGUACAGUGCAUCUGCUUCCCUAUGUCUUGUUUUCAGCGCAGAAAGUGGUAAUAGAUUAUAGACGAGGGGAUAUCAAGCGGGUUACUCUUCCAGGGGGAAAAAGAAAAAUAAAAAGUCAAUUUUUCUGGUUCCUGGGUUUUGUUUGUAUGCUUUUUUUUUUCAAAUCUUGUGUUCAAAUGAAGUCAGUUUUUGUCAUGGUCCAAAUACAACAGAAGUUCGAAGUAACUAGUCAGGAAGAUAAUUAAGGAAUCCAGAACUGUCAAAACUGUCUUCCUUCUACUGUUCACUGUUUAAUUGAAUAAAAGCUAACAUCAUGAACUAAUGUUGGUUUUUGUAGCCAAUGCUGUAAUAAUACAGAAGGUAAAUCUAAGUGACCAUGAUCAUGCAGAGUUUGUUUUAUUUUUCCUAGUUUUGUGCUGCACAUGAGGUUUCGAUUUCAGCUACUAAUUGACUUUCUGAUUAUUUGUGCAUGUCAGGGGAUGCUGGGGACACAGCUGAGUGAAGAAGACCUGAAGACCUCCAAACUUUUGCCAUGCAUACUUCGCUGCUUAUAACAAGGUGAACCAGAUGUAGUGGCCUAAUUAGGAUAAAAUAUAAUAAAAAGUAAAAAAAAAAAAAAAAUUCUGUUGCCCUUUUACGGCCAUUUCACAGGACCUUAUUUUUACUCCAUUUGUUUUUGUUCAUACUUUACUGUUAUGAGCUUAAAAGCCUUUAAUUAUGCAAAGGGCCAAUUUACUUUGUUAAUAAACACUCAGUGAACCUGUAACAUGUUUGCUUUGCACAGUUGGGUCUCACUUCACAUUUUAGAAAUUGAACAGCAGUUUUGGAGAGUAAUGUACAGUGUUUAAACAGAGUCCAUGACUGGACUUUCUGUCACUUAACUUUCUUCUCUGUAAGCUUAUAUCCCAAAUGUUUGAACAAUUUUAGUUUAGAAAAACUGGAUUUCCAUUUUGUUUUAAUUUUAAAAAGCUGUAUUUGUCUUCAAUAAAAAAAAGUCAAACUGAA